UUUAAAAUCGAAAUAUGUAUUAAUGGAUGCUGUUAAAGAUUAUAUAAAUAGUGAUCAAAAACAAAUGUAUGAUGUAUAUAAUUAUAUAUUUAAUAAUCAUUUUAUACAACAAUUAACUAUACAACAAUUAAAUGUACAAGAUUCAACUGGACGUACGCCAAUUAGUUAUAUUGUAUCAAAUGGACAAAUUGAUUUAUUAGAAAUUUUAUUACAAACUGAUCGAAGUUCAAAUAAGAUUAAUGUCAAUUUACCGGAUAAUGAAGGGAAUACACCAGCACAUUUUGCUGCUCAAGCUGGUCAAGUGGAAUGCUUGAAUUUUUUAAUAAGUAGAUGUCCAAACAUUGAGAUUGAUGCACGUAAUCAUCUUGGUUUUACACCGUUAAUGAAAGCUGCAUUACAGGGACGAAAUAAAUGUGCCAAAUUAUUAUUAUUCGCUGGAGCCUCACCAUCUUUACGUGAUACUGGUCGAGGUUUAACAGCUGAACAGUGGGCCCGAUAUUGUGGUCGCUCUAUUUGUGCUGAAAUGAUUGAAAAAUUUACUAAACAUCGAUUAGUAGCUGUAACAUCACCAACUGGUGAAGGAGGAUGUUGGGCAUCUGAACCGGAUAUACCUGGUGCUAAUCGAAUAUUAAUGGGUAAAGUUAACAUGGUUAUGUCAUCUAGUCCAUCAACGACGUGUUCAUCGAGUACUCAUCAGAAUAAUUCAACCGUUACUAGCACAUCCAACUGUACUCGUAAUCAACAAAAUAAUUCAAAUAGUAUAAAAAGUAAAAUAAAACGUGUAUUUCGACCAAAUAAUUCAAUACCGCCAAAUUCAAAUCGUUCACGAACAUCCAAUAACAAUAACGAUGGUACCAUAGACUCAACGACUAAUAGUGCACGUUUAAUAACACAAUUAACCACUGCAGCGCUGUGUGCAAGUACACCAGUACUACCAACAUGUGGUGUUGGUAUUGCCUCACCAUCAAAAGUAAAAAAACCAUUGACAGUACCAAAAUUAGAAAUAACAUUAGUCAAUAAUAAUGGUGAAUUAGAUCGUACAACAAAUGUCACGAAUGGAUAUACAACUAAAACUCAAGGAUCAAUAAUUGAACAGGUUAAUCAACAGAAAUCGAUUUAUGCAACCACGGCAUCCACAUCGAAUAAAACUAAGAAGAAAAAAUGACAGCAAUUCAUGGUACAUUAAAAUUAUUAUAUAAUUGUCGUUACAUUUAAUCUUCCCAAUGUUUUUUAAAGUAAGAGGCGAAUAAUACUUUUAAUUAUUUUCACAAAAUACGAAUAGAGAACGGCCGACCAAUCAGCAAUAAAAUAAAAUCAAAAUCGUGUCAAAAAUCUUCAGAAGGUGACUACUAUAUCUAUGAAAUUUGUAGCUCCCAAAAUUAAAUUGAUUGAAAAAAUCCUUCAUGUUUGUCAAAGGAUCCUUUAUAAAUAUUUGUUUACCAAAAUUA
Chrysoperla carnea is the source of this 1448-nucleotide messenger RNA. RefSeq lists its product as uncharacterized. Bases 23 to 1165 code for a protein of 380 amino acids. The record is from RefSeq and is a predicted model, not a curated record. Gene Ontology annotation, molecular function: protein binding. The transcript is spliced from 5 exons. NCBI's taxonomy places the organism in Eukaryota, Metazoa, Arthropoda, Insecta, Neuroptera, Chrysopidae.